AGAAUUUGCUACUGCGCGCUGGUGUGUUUUUAUUAUUUUUGUUGUCGAACGCUUCCGACGACCGCGCGCGCGUGUUUUUGUUUUGUCUUUUUUUUUUUGCCAGCGAGGUGAAUGGAAUUUUUGGCUAUCGGGACGAUUGGAUGUUUCGUCGAAUGUUUGGAUUUUUGCGGAAGGAGAGAUAGCACGUGCGUGCACCAGGUUCGGUUCGAUUUGAUUAUGGCGAAAUAAGUAUCGAUAGGAACCGCAGGACAUUUAAAAACUAUUCACGGCUCCAAAACGAAACGCGAAAAGGAAUUAGACUAGUCAUUACAUAAUUAUUUAUGGUGCAGUAAGACUUGUGUCUUGUCACACACAGGCCGCAGCUGUCCAUCUAUACUCCAUCGCAAUAGUACGCAGUGCACGUGCACUUAAAAAUAAUUUGCGCAUCUGUUUCGCCGAAGAAGACACGAUUCCGAAAAACUAAAACCAGCGUAUUAGACAUUAUCAAACAGACGUAUUUCGGAAGGAGUUUGGUAACGGCGUUACGUAUUCGUUUCACAAUUCAAAAAGAAAGCAGAAUAAGUAAACAGGAAAAAGGUAUACGCGCGAGCACGCGUUAGCUCUCGUCAGCGCUAAACGCGUUUAAAAACAUCGGACUACAGGCAUAUUCACCAAAAUCUUGAAAAAAAAUAUUCGCUUCGCAGAGGCGCCUUUGUUCGGCUCGCCCCUCCGGUAUACGUGAUACUACGACUAUACCUAUACAUGCAUGCAUCGCCCUCCGUCAAACUACAACCCGUGCAACGUAGUAGGUACACGAAGCCAGGCUCAACCUCAACGCAGUUCGGCUUGCGCCUCUCUCAUAAUCGCCGUCACGGCUAUAUCUAUAUCUGCGGGUGCCGCGCGCGACGUCGACGGCCGCACGCGCGGUUUCGCAUCUGUCCUUCUCUCGACGUUCGUCCGUCUCUCUCACUCUCCCUCGUAAGUCUCCUCCCCCCGAACUCGGUUCAUUCUACCCGCCGCGGGAGCUGCAGCAGCAAGCAGCGCGAGAGCGAGUACACGCACACGAACUGCGCACCACACAGUCUUGCGGCAGGUUAUGUGUUGAAGAGCGAGAGCGAGAGAGAGAGAGAGGGAGAGAGAGAAAGAGCGAAGCAGCAGAGCGCCCGCGCGUAUCGUCCUUUGCCUCGGUCAGUGCGCGAGAGACACUGCUGCCUGCCGGAGAGAGAGAGAUAGGUCGUGAUAGUGUAUGACUAUAUAAGUAUACUCCGCGCUGUUCCUCGCACGGCUACGACGACGACUGCUGGCUAUAGCAGGAUGGGCCAGGGCACCGAGUCCUCGGAGGCCUGUGCCGACCGGCCCACCGAAGUCAGCGUCAUCAAGUUUGUCUCCAGGAAUCGGACCAUCGAGGAGAUCGCCCCGAAGAAGGAGAUUUACAUGUGCAAACAACGAGGAUGUGGGAAGAUAUUUACAAAUCAAGAGGACUACAAAUCUCACGAAGCUUUGGAGUCUUUGAAGAUCAGGUUUAUUUGUAGAGAACCAGGAUGCGGGGAAGAAUUGCCUGACCCUGGGAGUAUGUGGAGGCACUAUCUAGAAUGGCACAACAGUGAAAACAGUGCUUUCGUCUGUCCAUACACCAGAUGUGCUGCUGCUCACACCAGCAGCGAAAGUUUACAAGAGCACAUCGAAUCCACUCACAGGCAGCUUCCCAGAGUACCCACUGAGCCAGAGAUAAUUUGUUUUGAAGGCCCAGACAAUGUCAUCGAAGAGGAUGUCACAAGGGUCAGCGAGGAUGGAAAUACUUUUGAUAGCAUUCAGAACAUUGUUCAGGAGGCUGCUGACAGUGGAGUAGUAAGGAAAAACGAAUAUUCGUCAAGAAACGAAAUGGUUGGUAGUCAGCAGGUGGAAUAUAGUAUUAAGGAAGACAAAAGAAUAGUGAGUACAAAGGCUCAACAGAAAGAAGAUUUCACGUUAGAGCAGUCCAAACUUAGAGCAGCAUUGAGUCAUAAUGACUAUCAGAAAACUGACGAGACGUUACAAAACAGAGUCGGUACUAAAUUUCCUAAAAAUAAAGACAUACUGAUAACGAAGGAAAAUUUUUAUGUCAAAUACGAGGCUAGAUCACCAGUAUGCACUAGCGAGAACGUGCAUAUAGACAGUACGCAGGAUGAGAGUAACACGGUUUUCAUCAACAGCGACGUUUCCUUAACAAAAAACACCAAUCAAGAGCAUAGGAUAGAGUUAGGGAAUUUGGAAAAAGUCUUCAGGAGUGGAUUUGAACGAGAUUCUCCAAAAUCCGAAGAUAAUAACACCAAUGAACUGAAAAACAACUGUUCCGACGAUGAGGAGUACACUCCGAAAAAACAGCGAAUGUCGAGGUGCAAACAAGAACCUUACAAAUGUGAAAUUAAUGGAUGUGGGAAGACAUACAAAUACAUAUCACAUUUUCGACAUCACCAAGACAGCCACAAAUUAAUUACAAACGCAAUGAAUGCUAAUUCCAAUAAAUCACAGAAACCUAAAGUCGGAAAAGCAACGACCAUAAGUUUUUUCAUCUGCAAAAUGCCGGGGUGUGGUGCACAACUUAGUAAUGUAAAUACCCUUUGGAAACAUUAUCAGGAAAUUCAUGCUAAUGCGAAACCGCCAGGUCCUACAUCAAAAUGUAGUGAAGUAUAUCGGUGCAAAAUCACGGGAUGCGAAAUGGAGUUCGCUACGUCGUUCAUGUUAUACAAACACUUCAAUGAGGUACAUACAAAGAAUUCCAUGAAUAAUCCUAGCACAAAUGUUAAGACUGGAAAUGGGGGUGGAGUGUUGGUUGAACACAUGUUCCAUGAUGACACCACUGCCCAGCGUGUAAACUUUAAGACUGACUUAAAAGCCAAGCACUCUCUAAGCUUGAAUAAGUAUCCUGAUAGUAAGGAUAAAAAUAACCAAUCAUCCGUAGUUAAAGAAGAAUCGGGGGAUUGAUUUUCGUUAGAUUAAAGACUUUUAAGAUAAUGAUACUGUUUCAAAUGUAUCAAAAAUGACACGUCAAAGUAUUUAGCAGAUUCCUGCUUACCGUUAAGAAACGAGCAGUGUAUGUUAAUAAUUAUAAAGAAAAUUUCUCUAAAAAUAUUUUUUAACAGAUCAACUAUAUUAUUUUUGGUUUGAUGUUUAUUAAAUUUUAACGUUCGUAUGUAUAUUUCAUGAGUAUGAAAUAUCAAACUUCAUACUCUCGUCGUUACCAGUAUUGAUACUGGUAUUAGAUAUUUUAUUUCUCGUGUAUUUAUUACUUUGAUAAUAUAUUACAGAGUUUGUGCAUUUUUAGGGAAAUUUUUCAUAAAAAAGCACUUGCAAACUGCUAUCAAGCAUUAUAAAUCGUUAGGCUAAUGAUUCCAAAAUACAAAAUUUUGGAAAUAUUACAUCUUUUGAUAAAUUAAAAUCACACGAUAGUUUACGAGGUUGCAUUGCGAUUACAGAGUACAAUGUGACCAUCGAUGUUCAAAUUAAAAGCGAAAUCAUAUAGCAAUGAAAAACGCCAGUUUUGUAAACUACUUUCUAUUGACUUAAAAAUUGAUACGUAGAAAUCACGUAUAGCUAAAACGUAAAUAGUAUAAUUGUAUUUUGCGAAUUUUUUUUAUAUUAAAAUUGCAUGGACAUGAAAAUAAGUAUAUCAAGUGGUUUUAUUUUUAAAGCUUGCUUAAAAUUUUGCUUCGUUGAUUUUCUAAUUAUUGGAAUUAGUCUUAAGAAUUGGAAUUUCACUGCCAUUUGUAUAAAAGCUAUGCAUUCAUUAUGAAAUUCAGUGUGUCGAAAGUUUUGGUACUCCUUUAUACUACUUGCUAUCAUCGCGUGAACUAUAUACAUGUGUAAAAAAUUAAGAUUUGCUACCGAAGAGUGUGGGCAAGAAAGCAUAAAAUUAGCAUAAAAGUAUUAUUAAAUAAAUAAGUUCCGAUGUCGUAUAGACAACAUCUCACGUCAAUACUUUGUCAAACGAAUUUUCAUUUUCUUCCUCGACAUCGUUGUCCAUUCGCUGAAAUGGAUACACACAUACAUACAUAAAUUUGCUUCCUUGCCUGACGAGUUGGGCUUUUAAUAUUGUAUAGUGUUUUUAUUUAUAAUCUCGGUAUGAUUGUACUCGUCGAAAAAAAAAAAUAUAUUCGUAAAGAAAACCGAAAGCAAACGUUUAUAGUGCAAUAGUAGAUUGUGACAAAACGACAGUAUGCACUUUCAAUAAAUCUAUACAUGUCAUCGUCAUAUUUGAAACCAUCAUGUAAACUAGACUUGGAAUUUUGAUACGUGCACUUGUCAUUUAAUUCUCUUUUCCAAGUUCCGAAUCAACGACAGAACAGAACACAAAAUUAUUUUGUUACUCGUGUUUCAAACGGCGUCUUUUUUACGAUUUUUUUUUGUUAAAAUAAGAUAUAUAUAUAUAUAUACACACUCCGAUAAUUUAUGAUUAUAAACCUAUACGGUGAUAAAUAAAACACGAGUUUUCAUACACGACGAAGUCUCUGAAAUAAAAAAAAAAAAAA
Molecule: messenger RNA, 4487 nt
Organism: Nasonia vitripennis (jewel wasp)
Lineage: Eukaryota; Metazoa; Arthropoda; Insecta; Hymenoptera; Pteromalidae
Exons: 6
Coding region: 1294-2943 (549 amino acids)
Biological process (GO): regulation of transcription by RNA polymerase II
Cellular component (GO): nucleus
Source: RefSeq, a predicted model, not a curated record